Molecule: messenger RNA, 625 nt
Organism: Ceratosolen solmsi marchali
Lineage: Eukaryota; Metazoa; Arthropoda; Insecta; Hymenoptera; Agaonidae
Product: protein Asterix
Exons: 2
Coding region: 238-570 (110 amino acids)
Biological process (GO): protein insertion into ER membrane
Cellular component (GO): endoplasmic reticulum membrane
Molecular function (GO): protein folding chaperone
Source: RefSeq, a predicted model, not a curated record
GGGCAUUGUGAUUUUCUCCUGCUCACACGUCAUUUUCCAAUGUUUAUUCGUUGAUGAAUUUUGUACGUCCAAGUCGGCCGUGUUAAUGAAUUUGGUAAUCGGCUGGGCCAAUCGUAUUAAGAUAAUCGUUAUUUUUGCGUAAUAUUGUUAAUGCAUUUUGUGCAUAUUUAUUAAUAAUAGCUAUUAUAAUAAUAUCACAUUUCAAUUUCAAAAGUCUUUUGAGCAAUUGAUUUCAAAAUGAACAAUUCAAUGGAUCCACGUCGCCCUGAUAGAGAAAUUCGUUAUAGGCCUUCGGUUGUUAAUAACCAGGUUCAGUCUGGCGACGAUGCGACACCCGACUACAUGAAUAUCCUUGGCAUGAUUUUUAGUAUGUGUGGUUUAAUGAUGCGGUUAAAGUGGUGCGCUUGGGUAGCGCUGUAUUGUUCUUGCAUCAGUUUCGCUAAUUCAAGAGUUAGUGACGAUACUAAGCAAAUUUUAAGUAGUUUUAUGUUGUCGAUAUCGGCAGUGGUUAUGUCGUAUCUACAAAAUCCACAGCCAAUGACGCCACCCUGGGCAAAUGCAAUGCAGUGAAAUAUUAUGUACAAAUUUUAUAUUUAAAAAACAAUUUACAGUAAGACUUUUGUAA